AUGGAUCAAUAUGCAAAUUAUACACCUAUUGAAGAAUUCUACCUUCUUGGAUUUCCAGGACUCACUCCAGAAUACUACACAGUAGUUGGAACCGUUCUUCUCUUAAUAUAUCUCGUACUUGCAGGGGGAAAUAUGUUAACUAUUGUCUUUUUUUUGUAUGAAAAGAAUCUUAAAAAACCGACCUAUCUUAUCUUCUGUAAUCUUGCUAUAGUGGAUUUUGCUUGAACCAUCACAAUGCCAAAAACCAUUGCAAAGUACCUGCUUAAUGAUGAAACUUUAACAUUUCAGGGGUGCUUUGUUCAGAUGUUUUUGGUCCAUUAUUUUGGUGCCGUCACUUCUUUUAUUUUGCUAUUAAUGGCCAUUGAUCGUUUUAUCGCUAUAUGUAAUCCACUUAGAUACCCUGUUCUGGUUACUAAUUAUUCAAUGGCACUUGCAUGUGGUAUAUUUUGGGUGAUUCCAGUCUCGUGGCUGACACUGAUAAUUCAUCAGAGUGUAGGCAUGCCUUUCUGUGACUCCAAUAUAAUAAGCCACUUCUUUUGUGACCAAAAUUCAAUAUUUGUAUUGGCUUGUGGUGAUUUAAGGACUCUGAGAUUGUUGUUCCUUAUUAUGACUAUGAUUGCAAUGCUGGGGCCCCUUGUUUUCAUCAUAUUUUCUUACAUGUCAAUUAUUAUAACUGUUUUAAAAAUGCCAGUCACUCAAGCAAAGUACAAAGUGUUCUCUACAUGUAGCCCUCAGCUUCUUAUAAUAUGUCUUUACUAUUUGCCUAGAUGUGCUGUCAAUAUUACAGACAUCAACAUUCAAAUGCGUAUUAGUACUCGUGUUACACUUGUCAUGUGGUAUAGUCUACUUCCCCCACUUGUCAACCCAUUUAUAUUUUUUUUUCGAACUAAGGAAAUCCGAGAAGCUAUAAUCAUUAAAUUGCGAAAAAGAAGAAUAAAUGAUAAAUUUACUGUUUCUUCAAACUUAAAAUAA
Messenger RNA from Silurus meridionalis, 972 nucleotides. RefSeq names its product putative gustatory receptor clone PTE01. Gene Ontology annotation, cellular component: membrane. Gene Ontology annotation, molecular function: G protein-coupled receptor activity; olfactory receptor activity. Lineage: Eukaryota; Metazoa; Chordata; Actinopteri; Siluriformes; Siluridae. The record is from RefSeq and is a predicted model, not a curated record. Gene Ontology annotation, biological process: G protein-coupled receptor signaling pathway.